AUGGUGGAAUACUGCAACCUCAUUCAACAGCGAUUUAGUAUUGGUGUAGACGAUGCAUUUAUAUUGAUAGCUGCGUGGAGAAGAACUGACGUUAACGCUUCCGUACCCGACAGAAUGAAAGACUCUUAUGCCGAAGCUGCAGUGUCCAUCACCAUAACGUCUCUGACGAAUUUUUUUGCCUUUUGCAUGGGAUUUGUAACACCAUACAAAAUGAUUCAUAUAUUCAGUGCUCAUCAAGUGCAAAUAGUCAUUAACCAGAAAUUAGACUACUCAAAUCUCACCGUACAAAAUGACAUAGAAGAUCUUCUGCAAAGUUACGAGUCUGCUCCAUUUAUAUCCGAUUCGUCGACCACAGAAAGUUGGCUGAGAGAAUUUCUAGCAUUUACUAAAUCUCCAGUUGCGAAGUUUUCGCUUUCUGGUUACAAUCUGAGUGAUUCUGAAGACUUUCUGAGUGCAUUUAAAGACGUUUUCUUGAAAGCAAAAGUAGCGAACAGAUUCAUCGUGUCCAGUUUCGAUGGAGAAUCUCGAAUUGACGAAAAGUUUUUCUUUGAAAAUGUUGGCUUGAUUGGAUACAUGUCAUUAUGGAACGUAACUGUCAAUACUACUGCAUUAAUGAUAUUAGUGAUGAGCACGGGGUUUUGUGUAGAUUACACAGUUCAUAUGGCUUACGCAUUUAUCAAUUGCGGAAAUAAAACACCGAACGAGAAAAUCAAGAGUUGUUUAUACGUUGCUGGAUAUCCAGUAACACAAGCAUGUAUAUCAACAAUGUUAAGUGUUUCAGUGUUAUCAUUUGGUCCAUCAGAAUCGUUCGUUGCUAUUUUUAAAAUUGUUACAUUAAUGGUUAUAUUCGCUUCGUUUCAUAGUCUUGUUAUAUUGCCAGUAAUACUGAGUCUUUUGGAUUUUAUCCCUUCUUGUUUAAAAAGUUCUACACGUAAGAUUGAAUACACAGGAAAUGCGCUAAUUGAAAUGGAAGGUUUAAAUCAUAAGAAUAAUUCAUUCAUUAAAUAA
Messenger RNA from Centruroides sculpturatus (bark scorpion), 1008 nucleotides. Its product is annotated as patched domain-containing protein 3-like. Bases 1 to 1008 code for a protein of 335 amino acids. Gene Ontology annotation, cellular component: membrane. NCBI's taxonomy places the organism in Eukaryota, Metazoa, Arthropoda, Arachnida, Scorpiones, Buthidae. The transcript is spliced from 5 exons. The record is from RefSeq and is a predicted model, not a curated record.